Molecule: messenger RNA, 1058 nt
Organism: Helianthus annuus (common sunflower)
Lineage: Eukaryota; Viridiplantae; Streptophyta; Magnoliopsida; Asterales; Asteraceae
Product: RNA-binding protein 42
Exons: 6
Coding region: 115-864 (249 amino acids)
Molecular function (GO): mRNA binding
Source: RefSeq, a predicted model, not a curated record
ACUAUUCCUCUUCCAAUUCGGUGCCCCAAAUUCUGAAUCCCCCAUUUAUCAAACAAGAACCCUAAUUUUUCACUUCAAUUCCCAACUGAAUCUCGCCUUCCGAUCAGCAACAAGAUGUCAAUCCCACCGAAUUCAUCAGCAUCAUCAUCAUCUUCAUCCCAAUUCACAUACUCCAACAGCAACGGCUCCUAUUUCCCCAUGCCCUUUCACCUUCAACAAUCGCAAACCUAUUCUUCUGCCGUUGCUCCUCCUCCUCCGCCGCCCGCGGUGGUUCCGUACCCCGCUCCGCCGCCCGUCUACUCUGCUCCCUCCACUUCCGUUCCCGGAGUCUACUUUCCGCAGUUCCAACAGGCACAGCAGCUAUUUCAAAGAGACGCACAGACGAUUACGCCUGAAGCACUAGAAAGUGUGAAGGCUGCACUGGCAAGCAGUGAAGUGGAGCAUAAAGCAGAGGUAAAGAAGAAAGCAAUACCGCGUAAAGCAGCUGGUCUAGCUUGGGAGGAUCCAACACUUGCAGAGUGGCCAGAAAAUGAUUAUCGUCUAUUUUGUGGGGAUCUUGGUAAUGAAGUGAAUGAUGAUGUUCUUUCAAAAGCUUUCACGCGAUUUCCUUCAUUCAACAUGGCUAAGGUUGUCCGAGAUAAGCGAACAGGCAAGACCAAAGGAUAUGGAUUUGUCAGUUUUUCCAACCCAUCUGAUCUUGCUGCUGCUCUCAAAGAAAUGAAUGGAAAAUACGUCGGGAACCGGCCAAUCAAACUACGUAAGAGCAACUGGAAAGAGAGAACAGACGUCGAGGCCUUGGAGAGACAAAAGAAACAUAUCCAGAGAAAAACAAAACUACCGAAGAAAAGUGUCUUGCACAAGUGAGGAUCAUUAAACAAGAAAAUGAACAUAUAUGUUUUUGCUAUUAUGGCAUGUUUUGUAAGCCUUUUGUAUUGAAUUAAGAUUCAUAGAGUGUUUUUAUGUUUUCAAGUGUCAGGAUUUUAUCCUUCUACAUAUUAUUCCCCAAAAUUCUAGAUUUUUUUAUUGUUUCAUCGUGAUAAAAUUUUAAGUUAUUUUUA